AUGACCAAAUUGUGCCAUAUCAAGGAGCGGCAACUCGAACUUGAGCGUCAGAACGACAAUUUCAAAAGCCUGUUGGGAUUCACCUCCUCUGCCUCAGCCUGGCUUGGGAUGGAUUGCAUCAUAACUUGUUUGCAUCUCUACCUGGAGGAGGCUAUCAAGAGAACAGAAGAUGAAGGCCGCGGCUUUACUUGCUAUAAGGCUGCGUUGCUGUGGGUGCAAGAGCAAAGCGUCGAGACAGCAACUUUUAUCAGGAAUUCUCUUAAAGCAAAUAUGGUCGACAUGAUUAAAGCUCGCUUCCUCGCCGUAGGAAACUGCGAUAACAGCAAUAAUGAGGAUGGGCUGAACUUUCUGCGGAUAUUGUCACCCAGUACUCGCUUGCAUCUCGCUCGGCAUCUGACUGAGUUCUAUGGUUCUAACAGACUGGAGAAAUGCGAGAUGAGCGAGGAGGUGAAGAAGACCACGCAAGCGACACCAAGAUUACUAGCAUGUCUGAAUUGGCUCCAGCAAGCAGACCUAGUCGUCGAUCCCUGGCAUAUUAACAUUGAUUCCUUGUUCGAAAAGGAUCAGUCAAACUGUCAAAAGAUUGACAAAGAAGUAUACUGUGUCGGCUACACCUAUACAAAAGAGGACAUCCGUCAGCUUCUAAAGAGUUGGGCGAUAACCGACACGGAUAAGUGGACCUCUUUCAAGGACUAUUCUUCAAGAAAGCAAAAAUUGAUGAUGACUGUGCAAUACCAUACGGAAGGAGAUGGUUCGAGGCGAGCGGAAAUCGAAUGGACAACAGAGUGA
This is a messenger RNA of Bacidia gigantensis, 789 nucleotides long. RefSeq lists its product as uncharacterized. The transcript has a single exon. Bases 1 to 789 code for a protein of 262 amino acids. NCBI's taxonomy places the organism in Eukaryota, Fungi, Ascomycota, Lecanoromycetes, Lecanorales, Ramalinaceae. The record is from RefSeq and is a predicted model, not a curated record.